This is a messenger RNA of Arabis nemorensis, 1062 nucleotides long. NCBI's taxonomy places the organism in Eukaryota, Viridiplantae, Streptophyta, Magnoliopsida, Brassicales, Brassicaceae. The record is from the annotation of a GenBank genome assembly.
AUGGAAUACCGGAAAAUCAAAGACGAGGAAGAUCAUGACGACGUCGCUACUGAUGUCAAGAGUUUGAAGGGAAAAUUUCAUACCGGUGCUUCGAGUAAUAUUGCUAUGGCUACUUUGGGUGUUGGAUCCAGUGAACGGAUAAACUGGAAACGAAAGGGUGUAGUAACAUGUGCACUGACGAUUUUGACGAGUUCUCAAGCGAUACUCAUAGUAUGGUCGAAGCGAGCUGGGAAGUAUGAGUAUAGUGUUACGACUGCGAACUUUUUGGUUGAGACUCUGAAAUGUGCGUUAUCUCUGCUUGCGUUGACAAGGAUAUGGAAAAACGAAGGUGUUACUGACGACAAUAGAUUAAGCACAACAUACGACGAAGUCAAAGUAUAUCCGAUUCCUGCGGCAUUGUAUCUUUUCAAGAAUCUGUUACAGUACUAUAUUUUUGCAUACGUAGACGCUCCGGGGUACCAGAUAUUGAAGAACUUGAACAUCAUUAGUACUGGUGUCUUGUACAGAAUUAUACUAAAGAGAAAAUUGAGCGAGAUUCAGUGGGCGGGUUUCAUUUUAUUAUGUUGUGGAUGCACCACUGCUCAGUUGAAUUCAAACUCUGAUCGUGUUCUUCAGACAUCUCUUCCUGGCUGGAUUAUGGCGAUUGUCAUGGCUCUUUUAAGUGGUUUCGCUGGAGUGUACACAGAGGCAAUUAUUAAAAAGCGGCCUUCAAGGAAUAUAAAUGUACAGAACUUCUGGCUAUAUGUCUUUGGGAUGGCUUUCAAUGCUAUUGCUAUAGUGAUCCAAGAUUUCGAUGCCGUUGCAAAUAAGGGAUUCUUCCAUGGUUACUCAUUCAUCACAGUACUUAUGAUUCUUAACCAUGCUCUCAGUGGCAUUGCUGUGUCGAUGGUGAUGAAAUAUGCAGACAAUAUUGUAAAGGUUUAUUCGACAUCAGUGGCGAUGCUUCUCACCGCGGUCGUCUCUGUAUUCCUCUUCAAUUUUCAUCUUUCCCUAGCCUUCUUCCUAGGUUCAACGGUCGUCUCUGUUUCAGUAUACUUGCAUUCCGCUGGAAAGCUACGAUAG